Messenger RNA from Paramecium pentaurelia, 836 nucleotides. NCBI's taxonomy places the organism in Eukaryota, Ciliophora, Oligohymenophorea, Peniculida, Parameciidae. The record is from the annotation of a GenBank genome assembly.
AUGAUAGCCUUAGUUAUUAUUAUUACAUUAGCACAUUCCUAUUUUGGAUUUGAAUAAUAAUUUCUACAAACUUAACUAACAGGCAAAUUUAAAUACUUAAAUCGAGUACUUAGAGAUAAUAAGAGAAAUCCCUAAUAUACAUAAGUAAUCAUCUUAUAUCAUUAUUAGGGAUUUACUUUUUUGAACGAUGAUACCAUUUUAGAGUCAGUAGGACUUUAUAAAAAGAGUGGAAUCCACUAUAUAAAAUUAAAUGAUGUUAAUACAUUUUAGCAUAACUAAAAUUUAGAUGAUUAGUUCUUUGGUGAAGGAUGUGAUAUUAUCAAUAAUAAAGUCUAUUAAUUAACUUGGUUAGAAAGAAAAAUGUAUUCAUUAAUAAAAACCUUAGAUUUGUAUAUGAAAAGGAAGAUCUAUAAUAUAUAGGAUAAAUAAAUUUACAUCCUUCAAUAAAGGAAGGUUGGGGGUUAACUCAUCGUGUAUUCAAUGGAGAAACAUAGAUUCUAAUAUCAGAUGGAUCAGGAAAAAUACAUAUAUUAAAUGAAGAUUUUUAAUUGUUGAAAUCAAUUUAAAUUUUUUAUGGAAUCAUCCCAGUUAAUUAUUUAAAUGAAUUAGAAUAUGCAAAUGGAAUAUUAUAUGCAAAUGAAUAUAGAAAAACACAUAUCUUUGCUAUAGAUCUUGAAAAAGGCAAAGUAUUGGCAAAAUAUAAUUUCCCAGAUCUUGUUAAGGAAGCAAAUAGGCCUGAUGGAUGUUUAAAUGGAAUUGCAUUCAAUUAAAAAACUUAGACUUUUUGGAUCACAGGAAAAAAUUGGCCAUUCAUAUAAUAAGUCCAGUUCUAUUGA